Cornus florida is the source of this 1263-nucleotide messenger RNA. RefSeq lists its product as uncharacterized. The transcript has 2 exons. Gene Ontology annotation, cellular component: chloroplast. Bases 1 to 1263 code for a protein of 420 amino acids. Gene Ontology annotation, biological process: regulation of DNA-templated transcription; chloroplast organization. Lineage: Eukaryota; Viridiplantae; Streptophyta; Magnoliopsida; Cornales; Cornaceae. The record is from RefSeq and is a predicted model, not a curated record. Gene Ontology annotation, molecular function: double-stranded DNA binding.
AUGAGGCAGUAUAAGUAUUGCUAUGAAACAGCUCAAGAGUAUAGUGUAGGCAGUGUGUGUAGGGUUUAUCAGAAAGAAGGGAUUUUAGGGGAGGAGAUCCAAAUUUGCGACGAGAUUUCAUCAGAAGAACACGACCAGAACAGGUGUGUUGUGUCAAAUUCACCAACCCAGAAACUGAAUUUUCUUCAACACUACCCACUAUCUUCAUCAUCAUCAUCAGCUAUUAACCCAAUAUCUAGCACUUCAAAUCAACACUCAUUCAAAGUCGAAUACCUCAUAAAAUCAUGUGGGCUUCGUCCACAAGACGCUCUCUCGACCUCCAAGUACAUCAACAUCAAAACCCCAGACAAACCAGACUCUGUUCUCGCAUUCUUCAGAAACCAUGGAGUCACCGAAACCCAGAUCCCAGUUCUCGUCAAGAGACUCCCUCAGGCACUCAUGUUCGAUCCCCAAAAAAAACUUUUGCCCAAAAUCGAAUUUUUCCAAUCUAAAGGUUUUUCAACCGAAGACAUUGCCAAAAUACUGACUGCAACCCCACGUGUUUUUGGAGGAAGUUUGAAAAACCAAAUCAUCCCAUCUUACAAUUUCUUCAAGGAAUUGCUCAAGUCCGAAGAGAAAACGAAUGCCGUUAUUAAACGCUUUGCUUCGAUUUUGGUGUCUGCCGCUAUAGCACCCAAUAUUGAAGCUCUGAGAGAAAUAGGUGUUCCCGAAUCGAAUAUUGUGGCUCUCUUGACAAAUCAACCUUCUGCUUUCACGCCUAAUGCUGAUAGGUUUAAGGAGAUUCUGGAGGAAGUAAAGAAAUUGGGGUUUAACCCUGAAAGAAUGAUGUUUGCUGUUGCAAUUUAUGUACUGAGGGCAAUGAGUAAAUCAAAUUGGGAAAAGAAGGUGAAUGUUUAUAAGAAGUGGGGUUUGUCUGAGGAUGAUAUUUAUGUGGCUUUUGGGAAGCAGCCACGGUGUAUGUUGGUAUCAGAGGAUAAGAUUAUGGGGAUAAUGGAUUUUUUUGUCAAUAAAAUGGGUUGGGAGUCUUCGAUUGUUGUGAGGAGGCCAGUGAUUGUUACCCUCAGCUUGGAGAGGAGGAUCAUUCCAAGGUGUUUGGUUUAUCAAAUUUUGUUGUCAAAAGGCUUGAUUAAGAAGGAUUUUAGCUUGACUUCGUUGUUGGAUUCUACUGAAAGUUACUUCCUAAAGAAGUUCUUGAAAAAAUAUGAGGAAGAAUCUCCUGAGCUUUUGAAGUUAUAUCAGGACAAGUUGAAUCUUUCAAAGUAA